CAUCUAUUUUAUAAUUGGGAGGAUAUAGUCAAUAAACUUAUGGCAUUGUAACUCUGAACGAUGAAAUGAAAUGGAGUUCCCAGACACGCGUUUGUCUCUGAGAUCGAGCUUGACGUUCGGAGAGUCGCUGUGCUCGGUGUUCAUUCCGCUCAUAGGAAUAGUCGAAGCUUUGGUUUUCACAUUCGCCAGUUGCUUCGAUUUCCAAUCUCCCAAGAAGAAUAAGAAACAUUCUUCUACCUUCGAUGACAUUCUCACCCUCGCCGAGGAUUCUCCAUUUAGUGUUAAUGAAAUCGAGGCGUUGCAUGAGUUGUUCAAGAAGUUGAGUAGUUCUAUCAUUGAUGAUGGCCUCAUCCACAAGGAAGAGCUCGCAUUGGCACUGUUGAAGACCACCACUGGCGAGAAUCUUUUCCUUGACAGGGUGUUUGAUGUCUUCGAUGAAAAAAGAAACGGCAUUAUAGAAUUCGAGGAGUUUGUGCAUGCUCUCAGUAUCUUUCAUCCUUGCACUCCUCUGGAAAAAAAAAUUGAUUUUGCUUUUAGAUUGUAUGACUUGAGACAGACCGGAUAUAUUGAGCGAGAAGAAGUGAGUAUCUUGGCACGUCCAGGUUAUGAAUAUGUUAGGCAAAUGGUUGUUGCCAUUCUGUCAGAAUAUGGCAUGGAUCUGGAUGAGGAAGUCCUUGAUACCAUUAUUGAUAAGACAUUUCAAGAUGCUGAUACUAACAAAGAUGAUAAAAUAAGCAAAGAAGAAUGGAAGGCAUUUGUCAUUCGACACCCGACACUCUUGAAGCACAUGACUCUUCCUCAUCUGAAGGACAUCACCACACUGUUUAGCAGUUUCAUUUUCAACACAGAAGUUGAUGAUUCUCACUGGCAUUUUAAUGGCAAUCAUAAACAUUGAGGAGUUGAAGCUUGUUGUGUUGCACCAGCUGUUGCUGUUCUGAGAAGUAGAUUCUAGCAAUUCCACUCUCCCAAUGUUGACUCCUUCACUCCAACGAGAGAAUUCAUGGAAGUGAAUGAAACCACCUAAGAGUGUUAAAAAUCUUUUCCAAACCAGUAAAGUGCUUCAAUUGAAUAUAAUUACUGUUUGGUUUGAUCAGCUAACUGUACAGCUCAUUUUGGCCGGUGUACAAAAUUUAUUUGUACGAGAGGGCAUUUUGGAAUAAUUAAAAUAUAGUGUGUUUAUGAUCAUAAUUAA
Glycine soja is the source of this 1192-nucleotide messenger RNA. Its product is annotated as calcineurin B-like protein 10. The coding region runs from base 71 to 895 and encodes 274 amino acids. Gene Ontology annotation, biological process: calcium-mediated signaling. Gene Ontology annotation, molecular function: calcium ion binding; kinase binding. Lineage: Eukaryota; Viridiplantae; Streptophyta; Magnoliopsida; Fabales; Fabaceae. The transcript has 9 exons. The record is from RefSeq and is a predicted model, not a curated record.